Molecule: messenger RNA, 5258 nt
Organism: Anopheles stephensi (Asian malaria mosquito)
Lineage: Eukaryota; Metazoa; Arthropoda; Insecta; Diptera; Culicidae
Exons: 5
Coding region: 1405-4107 (900 amino acids)
Biological process (GO): monocarboxylic acid transport; transmembrane transport
Molecular function (GO): monocarboxylic acid transmembrane transporter activity
Source: RefSeq, a predicted model, not a curated record
GUAUUAUUCGUAUUUCGUUCGUUGCCGGCGACGGUCGUUUUGGUGUGAUUCCGUUUACUUUCUUUCAUCUCACUCGUGCUCUCGCUCUCGCUCGCUCGCUCAUUCUUUCGCAUUCGAGUGUCACGAGAAAAGUGUGCGUACUGUGUGUGUAGUGCAGGUUUGUAUUUUAUCCGGUGCAUCGUUCUACGUUCCGGUACCGAAAGCAAAGUUCGCGUCCAGUUUUUUUGUGAUAACGAGCAAAGAUAUUGCCAUACCACAUCACAUCAGCAGUACACAGCCAUCGCCCGGUGUACACCGCAACCCCUCACGUUCCCCGUUCGUCCGGUCCCGUUUUUUGCAUCGUUCACGUGCGGCAAAGCUGGUCAUUCUAGUAGUAUUCGCGUGUAGAUUUACAGGAACAAGCAGCAGUACAGCAUACAGAAAUUACUUAACAGUGGUUGUGAGUGUGUUUUAGUUGUGUCCAACUAAGAAGUGAAACAAAAGAAGAAGGAAAAAAAACUUCGAGCUCGAGAUUCUCCUGUGGUGGAAAUAAACUUUUAAAGGCAAGCGAGUGCUCCGAACGUCACCUUGACAUUCGCCGAUCGGUUCGUGUGCUGUCCCAGGUGCUGAAAGUCGGAACUCCCUGCCCACCAACCAACGUCCGUUGCAAAAUGUGGUCCGGUUUUGCAGACUACGUAGCAGAAGCCUGACACGAUACGUGCAUCUUCUACUGAGUGCGAUCGCGGUCCGGUCGUAAGCGAAAGGAAGUUCCACCGGUGCCCCUGUGCAGCGGUAGUGUGCGAUCCGUGUCCGAUCCGGAAACAAACGAAAGUGUACCUUCCAACCCCGCCGCCACCCGCGGGUGCAACGUGCUGCCUGUCGUUCGGCUUGAUGAGAACGCACCCGUCCGUACGGGGAGGACCGAGAAACGCUAGGAGCGGCCAGUUACACGCACUGCUAGCAACACUUAUGCAUAAUAUUCGGGUUAACGCGACCACCGAAUCUGCCACCCACUGUCUCCGGUAUAUGCCCAAGGAUCCGCGGCUUAGAUCGACAGGAAGACCCGAUCCCCGUGGGACAAUACCGUUCAACAGCAUCACCACCAGCUUAAGCAGUAGCGAUAGUAGUAGUAGUAGUAAAGCUACCAACACCACCAGCAUCGCGAUCGUUCGUCGCUUCCGUCGUGCCGUUUGUGCCCGUGACAGAAAGACCAUCCGUAGUAAUAUCCGUUCCAUCGUCGACGACGCCACCGUACGCGUCCGUUCGGGGCGUCAGCUUCUCAGCGACACCUUGACCUGCCUUCCGUCGGUUAAACAGCUGCCGAGCGGUGUGUAAGUGGUGAUCGUGUAAGUCGGACGUCGAGAACACAACAACUGCCGUUUAUAUAUACUCUGCGCAACCGACCAAAAACUGCUCGAAUCCACCAUGGUGCUCGAAAUACGCGUUACCGAUCCGUCGGAAAAGUCGAUCACACCGGAACGGGUGAAACCACCGUUGCUGGCGGAAGAGAUGGAAGAUCGUCGGAACAAUAAUAGCCGCCAUUCGCCCGGCCGUACCCCGGUACGAAUCGGGCGCGAUGAGCUCGAAGCGAUCAAAACCAACCUGCUCAACACGAACGAGGUGACGUUCUGUACCGUGCUCGAUACGGAUCUUGGUCCACCCGGGUCGCCCGGUUCGGGACGCGGGAACUAUGGCAAGAACUUGAGCAUGGCACAGCUGAAGGUGCCUGGUGCUGGUGGUGGUGGUGGUGGUGGUGCUGCUGCGGGCGGUGAUGAUGGCAGAGAUGGUGGUCGUCGUACCCGCCUCAUUUCGGAACUGUCCGAAGCGGACUCGAUACUGUCCUCGUUCCACGAGCCGGAGAAGAAGAAGCCGCACAAAAUCCCGGACGGUGGCUAUGGGUGGGUGAUCGUGUUCUCGUCCUUCAUGAUCUCGCUGAUCAUGGACGGUGUUUCGUUCUCGUUCGGAUUGAUCUACACCGAGCUGCUGGAUUACUUUGGCGAAUCGAAAUCGAAGACGGCCUGGAUCGGAUCGCUCUUCAUCGCCGUACCGCUGCUGUCCGGACCGAUCAUGUCCAAUCUGGUGGAUCGGUACGGGUGCCGGAAAAUGACCAUGCUCGGUGGAUUCAUCGGUGGCAUGGGAUUUGUGCUCGCUUCCUUCUGCCAGUCGGUCGAACAGCUUUACUUCACCUUCGGCAUACUGUCCGGUGUGGGGCUCGGAUUCGGUUACGUGACCGUAGUCGUCUGCGUGGCGUUCUGGUUCGAUAAGAAACGCACGUUCGCGACAGGUAUCGGCGCGUCCGGUACGGGCAUCGGUACGUUCGUGUACGCUCCACUCUGCCAGUGGCUAAUCAACAACUUCGGAUGGCGUGGAGCAACCCUCAUCCUGGCCGGCACCCUGUUCAACAUGGUCGCCAUGGGUGCGCUGAUGCGCGAUCCCGAGUGGAUGAUCGAGGAAAGUAAGCUGGAAAGUCGAGCGCAAAGUAUCCAGACGUUCUCCAACUCGAGCGUCUAUCUGGACGAGAUCAAGAAGCUCAUCGAGACGGGCAUCCCGAAGGAGCACGUGCUGGACACGCUCGUGACGAACGUAAACACGGAAGCGAAUCAGGUCAUCCCGCCGGACGAUUCUACCAUUAACAAGAGGUAUCAGAGUGAGGUCGCACUGCCAACGUUCUUCAGCGAACAGGAGCAGCAUGGUGCACGUGGCACCGGGAAUCUUCACGCCAGCAAUCGCUCCCUUCGUCACAACGUCCUCACCAAGGAAGCGUUCAAGCGCAGUGGACGACUGGCACAAGCGAAAGCACGUCUAGCCAGCACGGAAACGCUCAACUCGUACGAGAAGCUUUCCGACGAAGACGAUGAUGAUCGCCACGAGCAGCAUCCGGAUGGGAUAAGCCUGGGAAUUCGUGCUUCGUUGAAAACGCUAAGCGUAGCCUCGCUGGAGGAUGGAUAUCUGAGCGUAAAACGACAGCAAGAGCUCCACGUCAAGGCGGGCGGAAGUACCUGGUCUUUGGAUGAGCUUGCACUGGCCGGAUCACUGGUCGUUCCCGCGCCCCACACCGAUGGUACGCCCAGCGGGGGUGAUGGUAGCCGGGCGGAGAAAUGUCGCAGCUUCCGGGGCAAUUCGCUCGAUGUGGUGUACGAGAACGAAAUCUUCAACCCGAACGUAGACACAAACGUUACGCUCGUAGUUCCGAAGCAGACGAAGCUGUUGCAUCAGCGAGCGGUCGCGCCACGCGGUGGCGGGCUUAAGAAGCAGCAUUCGCUGGGGCGUCAGCAUUCGAUGCGUUACUCGAACUUUUACAAAGACAUGCGGCUGCAUCGGAACUCGAUACAUUACCGCGGUGCGCUGCUCAACACCCACCGGUACCGGUUGAAGGCGUCCUCGUGUCCGAACAUCUAUCGCAACUCGAUGACGACGAUCGCCAAGGAACAGGAUGAGCCAUGGUACGGAAGCUUCAUCGAUACGCUGAAAUCAAUUUUCGAUUUUUCGCUCUUCUUCGAGUUCCGGUUCGGUAUGCUCUCCAUCUCGACGUUGCUUCUGUUUGUUUGGUACAUCAUUCCCUAUUUCUACAUCCCGGAGUACGUACUGAACUACAACUACAGCGAGCAGGACGGUGCGAACCUUAUCUCUGUGAUCGGUAUUACCAACACGAUCGGCAUGGUCGGACUCGGCUGGCUCGGUGAUCGACCAUGGGUGAAUGUUUCCAAGACGUACGCCGUGUGUCUGGCAUUAUGUGGUGCCUCGAUCUUUGUCAUGCCGUGGGCCAUCUCCAGCUACCCGGCGAUGGUGGUCCUGUGCAUCAUCUUUGGCUUCACCUUCGCCAGCACGUUCUCCUUCACGCCCAUCAUCAUGGUGCGGUUGGUGAGCUUGGACGAUUUUACCGUCGCGUACGGGCUGGUGCUGCUGGUGCAGGGCAUUGGCAGCCUGGUCGGACCACCGAUCGCUGGCUUCCUGUACGAUGUGACCAACCGGUGGGACGAUUCGUUCUACGCGGCCGGGUUCUUCAUCUUCCUGUCGGGCGUGUGCGCUUGGGCGAUUGGUGCGCUAAAACCAACGCCGGACGAUGCGGACGAUGCGGACGAUGGGGAGAAGGAAAGUGAUGCUCUCAGCUCAACGGUCACGGCCUAAGCGAACGGGGGCUGUGUGCCGCCAACUGUGGUGCCUUUUGUACUUAUAAAUGAAACGAGUGUGUGGUCGUUCUCAGAGCAAGAUAGUAAGACAUUCAGCGUUUCAUAUCACGACGGUGUGUUCACGCAUCUCCUUACAUGGUUAGCGCUUUUCCAUUUCAUCGUUUUUUCUAACUCCCCGCCCCUUCUGGAAGGACAACACGAAAGCAAACGAAUGGACUACCUCAAAAAACAUGUACUUUGCAAUCAGCGGCAUCGUAGUAGUAUUCCCCUCGAGAUAGAUAAUCGCGCUUUUAUGUUUCUGGUUUAAACGUUGUUACAGGAGGGACAGAUAGGGGGAAAAAAGCAUAAAAAAAGGUAUGCAAUACACCAGAACAAAAGCUCCGUAGAACAACGAACGUCAAUCGUUAAUGCCUUAUUAAAGAAGAAGUAAAAAAAGCAGUACAUUAUGCCUAGAAGGGAAAGUAGUUAAAACAAAACGCGUGAAACUUAAGAGACAACCCCUCGUGUUCUAAUAUUUGGAAGAGAGAAGGAGAGAGAGAGAGAGUAAAUUUAAAACAAAACAUGAUACAAUCUGUUAGGAGUUGCUAAACUAUGAUAACAAAUAGAGCAGACAAGUAGAGCUUUCGCGCGCUUUUAUGCACCGGUAAGAGGCACUUUAGAGGGGAGAAAAAAACUUUGCCGAGCGCAUGAGGAGCUUCCGUGACCAAUGUUGUCCUCAAAGUUAUUUAGUGGCACCUUAAGCUAGCUCGUCCAUCCGGGACCAUCAUACCCUAGGCAACCAGGUCAUAUUUUCGAGCCCAAGCCCUUUCUGUGGUGGUGCCGGUUACUAUACACUUGUUUUUUUUUUUUGGGGCUAACGGCCCAGUAAGUUACUGUAAGUAGUAGACACACUUAAAAACACACACACAAAAAACAGGGCUCUUGUUGUGAUUGUACUUUGUGUACUUGUAGAACAAUUUUUAUGUUUACCUAUCGUUUACGUGGUUUUUGCUCCCUCACUCUCUCUCUAUACACGUUUUGUUCGGGUUUAGAUGAUUAGAUAAUUCAUUCGAGGGCACGAGUUAGGUUUUUUUUUUUUAAAUUUCGUACUUACUUUUAAGAUGUGUUUUUACAACUAGGUAGAAAAUAAAACUCUCCAAUCGAUCAUCA